AUCGGUGGACUCAGUAGGUGAGUAACAUUUUACUCUGACACUAUAAGAGGUACUUCAUUGUUUUAUUACUUCUCAAAGUUUCCUUCAUUCGGUACAACAUGAAGUUCCUGGUGUUGACUCUGUUCAUUUUUUGGGUGCUGCUCAACGAAAUUGAAGCAGAAGAGGAAACUACAAGCAUGAGAAACAAGGAGAAGAAAAGAGAAAGAGAGAAGUACAAUGAAAUAGCAGAAGAAUACACGAGGAAGAUCAUUGAUCCCUUCGGAGAUGAUGAUGAGGGAUAUAGGAAAAAUAAACAAAAACAUAAAACUGAUCCAGUUAAGAAACGAGUAGAAGAAAACAUAGAAGAAUAUGAUAAAAAAAUUGAAGACAUUUUUAUGGGAAGUGAUAACAGAAAGCGAGAGAGGGAAGAAGAAAAACAAUUUAAGAGAGGAAAAAGAAAAAUCUUUGAUUGGAUAUUUUGAAUUUUAAUGAUAAUA
Plutella xylostella (diamondback moth) is the source of this 476-nucleotide messenger RNA. RefSeq lists its product as uncharacterized. Lineage: Eukaryota; Metazoa; Arthropoda; Insecta; Lepidoptera; Plutellidae. The record is from RefSeq and is a predicted model, not a curated record.